GAAUGGACAAGAACGCGCUAUAAUCGCAGUUCGCACUCUAUGGAUCCCACAUUAGUGGUGUUAAAGCAUUUGUUUACUUCAGAUUCCUCCGUAAACAGCGGCGUCAAAGUGCUUCGUCGGCCAUUCGCACAGCAUCGCUUAGUUGUACUUUUAUUUAACUUUAGCGAAAGUAUAACCACCUACAAAAAAAAAAAAUAUAAUAAAAUAGCAGAAAAGCAAACGGAAGAGAACGAGAGCAAACACGGGAAAGUGGAAACCUUCAAAGUUGUGCGUAUAUGUCCCACAAAACUACAUACGCUUCUGCAUCCAUGAGGCCACUAGGAUAAGUGCCAACCAACAAAAGGCAGAGCAAACCCGCCAGACAGAUAGACAGUGGCUCAGUGUUUUGCAAAUAAAUCAAAGUCAAAUUUGCCAAGGAAAACUUUUAGUGCUCGCAUUUAUUUGGGCCAACUUUCUGGAGGAUUGUAUUCCGCUCCCCAUUUAUUUUGCAAACGAGUCGAGAGCUUGAAGGAUAUCCGACCAACCCAACGACCCGAGGCAAUCAUGUGUUGUUUAUUUCGCCUACUUUGUCAACAUCAUCAGCUAGGAAGAAAGUUCGCAUAUUGCAACCGAUGUUCAGCUGCUGUUGCAAAACUUUGUCUAUUUUUCGGUGUACUCCUGCUGAAUUUAUCACCCGCCUCGCUCCAAGAGAUUGCCAGGGAAAGUUAUUUGUCAGAGUUGCGCAUGCAGGAGCUGCAUAAUAUUGCCAUACGUUUGGAGCACUCCAUAGACGCAGAUAAAAAUCCCUGCGAGAGUUAUUUCGAUUAUGUUUGCGGCCGCAAUCGUCCGUUGUUUUCCAUAAUGGGCCAUCUUCCCGAGAACCCCGAAUUGAUACAGCUACUGACGGAAUUACAAGAGGAUCCAGAACAAUUUGAAGCAAAACAAAAAUUAAUGGACUUUUUUAUAUCCUGCAAUUCACGCAAGUCCCUAGACGAUUGCUAUCGUGAAACAUUUGAAUAUUUUAAGCCACUUUUCGGUUAUAUAAUUAGCAAAAACUAUUUCGACAAGUCAAGGGAUGAACUAAACACUUUUCUGAUAAUACUCAGAGACUUUAUUAAACAAGCGGAUGUUCCAAAUCAGAGAUACAGAUAUCAACCAAUUAUCGACAGAUUGAACACAUUAAAGAGCAGCUUUAAUUAUCCCCAAACAUACUUUAGAUCUGCGGAGCUGACCAAAGAAUACAAGCCACUAAAAAUCUAUCGAGAAAGUUAUCAGCAUAAUGAAAAAAAUCUAGAUGUGUUCCUCAGGCGCAAUUCCACCUUUGCUCAAGGUACCCAUAAAAUCGCUCUGGACUGGGCUUUGUAUCUUUAUCAGAGUCGCCAUAAACCCAUGGCUUACUAUUAUGCCACCCUCAGCCCUCAUUUGUGGAUGUCUAUAUACAAUCGGUCAGAGGUGCGCGAAUAUGAACCCCAACGUAUUGUGCAGAUCAGCGAAUGUCUUAAAUUGCCUCAAUUCGUAAAUGUCUUGGAAGAGGCGCGCAAUAUGACUAUCAUAUAUAUUAAAAGUUUUAAGAGCGCCUGGACAGAUUAUAGCAAUUGGCUUUCCACAUCUUCACAAAAUAAAAUCAUUAAUUCUCAAGAAAACAAUAUUCUACGGCAGUACAAGUUAGAUAACGAGAAACUCUUCUUUACAUUGUUUGGCCAAAACUUUUGUGAAUUUGGCCGGGAUUUGGCUGAGAGUGUAUUUUUCGUUGGUAUGACCCAUAACAUGCAUUUUACCAACGCAUAUGCCUGCGCUUAUCGCACCGAAAGAAACUAUGAGUGUGUUUAAAUUUAUUUGUAGAUAAACAUUUGAAAAUAAAAAUUUAAAAAUAAAAAAUGAGGAGUGAAAAAAAAGGUUUGGUUCUUAAAAAUCGAUUUUUACAAUAAUAAAUUAUAAAAUAUUUAGAAAUUGUGAAAA
This is a messenger RNA of Stomoxys calcitrans (stable fly), 1938 nucleotides long. RefSeq lists its product as uncharacterized. NCBI's taxonomy places the organism in Eukaryota, Metazoa, Arthropoda, Insecta, Diptera, Muscidae. The coding region runs from base 544 to 1809 and encodes 421 amino acids. The transcript is spliced from 2 exons. Gene Ontology annotation, biological process: proteolysis. The record is from RefSeq and is a predicted model, not a curated record. Gene Ontology annotation, molecular function: metalloendopeptidase activity.